AUGGAGCGCAACGUACUUGGUGUGAAACGGACCGAGCGAAUUCGGAACACGACACUGCGCUCUCAAACUCAGAUUGCUGAUGUAGCCCAAAAAGCUGCGAAGCUGAAAUGGAGGUGGGCUGGUCAUGUCUGCUGCACGCCUGAAGACCUGUGGGCCGAGGUAACCAUCCAGUGGAGCCCCAAAAGCGUAGGGCACCGCGGCAGACCGAGGAAAGGAUGGCGUGACGAACUAGACGCCUACGACAAGGCUUGGGUCCAGUUAGCUCAAGAUCGGGAUGCGUGGAGGGAUCAGGAGGAGGCCUUUGCUCAGCAAUGGGAUACAUCAGGCUAA
This is a messenger RNA of Hyposmocoma kahamanoa, 330 nucleotides long. RefSeq lists its product as uncharacterized. The transcript has a single exon. Bases 1 to 330 code for a protein of 109 amino acids. The record is from RefSeq and is a predicted model, not a curated record. Lineage: Eukaryota; Metazoa; Arthropoda; Insecta; Lepidoptera; Cosmopterigidae.